Messenger RNA from Abrus precatorius (Indian licorice), 2038 nucleotides. RefSeq names its product protein GAMETE EXPRESSED 1. Lineage: Eukaryota; Viridiplantae; Streptophyta; Magnoliopsida; Fabales; Fabaceae. The transcript is spliced from 7 exons. The record is from RefSeq and is a predicted model, not a curated record. Bases 83 to 1870 code for a protein of 595 amino acids.
AUUGUCACACUAGCAAUUGUGGGAAAUAGAGGAUAUGCCGAGGAUUAAGGAACUUCAACGUGAAUUCUGAUCAAAUUCUCAAAUGGGUCAUGGAAUUCAUCUUCUUGUUUUCGUUUUGCUCUGUUUCUCAUUAAGAUGUGAGUCAUGGGGUUGGUUUUCGUCAUCUAAAGGGACUCCCUCUUGUGACAGGUCUUAUGCCAAAGAAGGCAAUUUUAGAGGCUCUAGUGCUGAGUUCUCUAUUGAGGCCUUCAAUGACCAAAAGGGUAUUAAGUUAAUAGAUAAUGCUAAAAAUAAAAUGAUUGGCUCAAACACGUGUUGGCAAAAUGCUUAUCAACAUCUUUUUGCUGGGUGUUCUGAUAUUUUGUCUAUUGAUGAGAAGAGGUCUAGAUUUGCUUGGCACCUAAGUGAUUGCUUUCAGAGGGAUUCUGGCAGGCCUGCAUUUCCUCAUUGUGAUCCAAAAUCUUCCAUUGCUUCAUGCUUAAGAACCUUAGAUGAUCUUGCCCAUAAGGUUUACCUUGAAUUCUACCUUGAAACCAACACUAUUUGUUAUCAGUUACAGGCACAUGCAUUCAAACAUGAAACGGAGAGACUUGUGACUGAAUUAAAAAGUACAUCCCAAUAUGUAGAGUACAAGUUAGAUAGCAUUGAAGAGAAAUCAGAGCAUCUAUUACAAGGCUCAAAACAAAUUCUUGAUUCUCUUGAUUCAAUUGAUAGUUAUACACAAAAAGUAGCCCAAACUGCUAAAAAUGUGGAAGGUCACAUAGACACUGUAUUAAGUCAUUCAAAGAGUGUUUAUGAGCAAACUACACAAAUUGCAUUAUCACAAUCACAGAUAAAAGAAGGACAAGAGGAUAUAAAGAGAAACUUGGAGGAUGGGGUAGCAAUGCUCAAAGACUCAUACAAUUAUUUGGGUAAAGAAAUUGAAAAGUUAAGAGACGAAGCAAUUGAGAUUGAGAAUGAGGUUAUUAAAGUUGGAGAUGCUAUGUCAUCCAAGAUGAGCAUCCUGCAAAGCAAAGCUGAAGAUAUUGGGAAUAUGGCUGGAAUUUCCUUGGAUAAGCAACAGCAACUUUUAGAUGGACAAUCCACAGCACUAAAGAGCCUAAAUUCAUUGACUGAGUUUCAGUCCAAAGCACUAGAUGAAAGCAGGAAAACUCUACAAUAUUUUGCUGAAUAUGGGCACACACAACAUGAAGAGCUUCUUCGACGUCAGGAAGAGAUUCAAGGACUUCAUGAUCAUUUAAUGGAAAAUUCAAAAUCAAUUUUGUCUGCUCAGGAAUCUUUUGAAUCAAAGCAGGCUACCAUGUUUGUUGCUUUAGACAAGCUUUUUGCUUUGCAAAAUGCCAUGCUGCUUGAAUCAAGAAUAAUCAAAGCUUUCUUCAUUUAUUCCAUAUCAAUCUUUGUCAUCUUCAUGUUGACUAGUACAAAGCAAACCUACAAUAUCAGGCCAUAUCUAUAUCUUGAGCUUUGUGCUACUUUCUUCAUGGAGGUAUUCAUUAUUCGUUUGACUAAUGAUAACAUUGAGCAUCAAACCUGGAUAAUAAACAUGGUUCGAUUAUUUGUCUUGGUAGCUGCUUCAGUUCAACUUCUAUAUGCCAUUUGCACAUACAGGAACUACGAAAUGUUGAACCAUCAAAUGCUGCUAACUCUAAUCAACAAGGUUAACAGCAUGCAAAAACAAAAGGAGUUGUCGUGGGACUUGGAGGAUACUGAUGAUGAUAUGGAUUGGUCUCAGUGGGUAGAUGCUGAUUUAUCUGAUGAUGUGAAUUGCAUUGGUGAUCCUGACUAUAUACUUCCUGAAGAAGUUGCAGAGAAUUCAAUCACGGUUUCUACAACUACAAAAAAUUAUAAUCUACGCUCGCGCAAUCGUUGAUUGUCACCACCUGACUCUAGUUUUGUAAUUAGACCAUUGAGAUCAUCUGUUCACAUCACCGUAUUCUGUUAAUUUGUUUCAUAAUUCUGGAUUAUGUAAUAGUGUAUUGUAUACACGCAAAUAUACAUUUUUUUUAAAGUUGUGUAAUUAAAGUUGGCUACUUACAAU